AUGAGGAGGAACAAUCUGUUGCUGGCACUCGCCGCCGGUACCGCCCUGGCCGCUGCUCAGAACCAGAAUAGUGCCCAAACAACCGCUGCUGGCACGACCAAAGCGACUGCUGCACCUACGACAGACAAGUUGACUGGAGUCUCGUCCUUUGUCAAGCCCAGCAGUAAAUCCAGCGCGGCCGCCUCAUCCACAACCGACUCUUCCAAAGCCUCUUCGGCAGCCUCCAAGACCUCUGGCGGUGCUUCUUCCACCACUGUGCAACAGUUGACCGACCUACCUACCCUCGCUGGUGCAACCGUUCCCGACAUGGUCAUCCCUUUCACAGCCGACGCUCCCUUUAUGCAAAAAUCCAACGCACCCGAGGGUACUGUUUUUAUAGCCGUGGGUGCCUGUCUGGCUUUCUUGGGCGCCUGUGUAUUGGCCUGGCGUGCAAUGGUUGCAUGGACCAUCAACCGCUCUGUCAAGCGUGCCGCAAUGGCCAGCGUCAUGGCUUCUGAUGCAAAGACCAAAUACGGUCCUGGUGGCAACCUCUACGCCAUGCCUCAAGGCUCUUCCCUUUCUCUCGAUGCCCUGACAGCGGCUGGUAAGCCUCUAUCCUCUGGUGGUCUCAAGAAGGAGAAUCGCAAGAGCGCACAACCAACAGCCGAUCCUUCGUCCCUCUUCUUCUCCCCUACUGCUGGUCAACGCAACUCAUCAUACAUGCCCAUCAACCAGAACCGCAGCUCCACUUACUUGCCUGCUGGAUACUAUGCGACUCCAGGUGCCCAAGCUGCUGGCGGUCGCGACUCUAUGGUCAUGGGCGGCGCACCAAGCCUGCAACCUACCAGCCACCGCUAUUCUCGUGCCGAGUACUCUCCGCCAUCUAGUCGCGAUGGCUCCCGUCCUCGCAGCAGCAUGAACCCACAAUCACACCAAAGAACCGGCUCGAACGCAUUGCUCAGCCCUACACACCAGCUCUACGCCAAUCCCAGCACAAGCAGUUUGGCUGUUGGAUUCGGCGCUCAGGACGAUGGCAGCAACAUCAGCAGCAAUCUGCCUGGCCAACGCGCUCCUAGCGCAGUCUUUGACGACGUGCUCCACGAACACGGUAACGGUCCUCGCGAACGCUACUAG
Messenger RNA from Aureobasidium musti, 1113 nucleotides. The record is from the annotation of a GenBank genome assembly. Lineage: Eukaryota; Fungi; Ascomycota; Dothideomycetes; Dothideales; Saccotheciaceae.